AUGGAUUCCGAUAUACGCCUCGAUAGUAAAGACUGUUUAUACGGUGAAGAUUUUUUGGAUCAUCUCACCAAUGAGUAUCAUUGGCCCUCUGUAUUAGAUGUGACUGAUGCUACUCCCAGCGAAAUAUUAGCUGAUGCAGCACCAGUUCUCGUACCUGCUAUAUCACCAGAUCUGAGUAUCAAAUCUUCUCCCAAUGAGAGCAGUAAUUCUGAUUCUAGCAGUGAUGAUGAUUCAAAAAAGUAUUACAAAUAUACGAGACACCUGUCGCAAUCUCCAUCUGAUUAUAAUUCUAUUAAUGAUGAACCUACAAAUCAAUUGAAGCUUGAAGAUGUAGAACUAUUUCUUCAAAAAUCAGUACCAUCGAGCCCACCAGUUCCCGAUAUAUCACCUACAACAAGGCCACCAGAACAAGCCAGUCCUGUUAUGUCUAUUGAAAAUGGUGUUAUAAAGGGUGUUAAAAAGGAAGUUGACGGUGACAAAGUUACUACUACACAAUCAAAAACAUCUCUUGCUGCUGAUAUCCAUCUCACAAAUUCUAUAUUCAAAGUUGUGAAUGAGAAUUCGCAAAAUAUGUUAAAAUUUGAUGAAAAUAUUCAACUUUUACUUGACAACCAGGGCAGAUUGAAACCAAAUGUUAAAACAAAACCAAAUUUUGUAAUUUCAUCUGAGACUACAAAUGGUAAAAUUGCUAUUACGCCAGUUACUUUAAAUAAACACUACCAAGUCACAAACCAUAAUAGUUACCAUAUAAAGGCACAUUCACCAAAAAGUAUAGUUAUCAAUCCCAAUUUAGAUGUUAAUAAUAAAAGUAACAAUACAAACAAUGUCCAAGGAGAUGACCCAGAACUUCCUUUUAUAGAUUUCUCAAAGCUCACCGACAUUGAGAUCAGGGCUAUCAAAAAACAACAAAGAAUGAUCAAAAAUAGGGAAUCAGCAUGUCAAUCACGACAAAAGAAGAAAGAAUAUGUGACAGCUUUAGAAAACCAACUAUUAGAAGCACAUCAAGAAAUAAGAAGAUUACAAAUAGAGAAUAAACAAUUAAGGGAACAGCUCAUAUUAAAUGGGAGAAGUAGAAAGAUACCAAAGCUUGAUUCAACAAUCUCAAUACCUAAAAGGAAUAUUGCUGUUAUAUUUGCAAUGGUAUUCAUGGUGUCCUUAAAUUUCAAUAUUUUAGGAUGGAAUUCAAGAUCAUUUUCUGGACAGACAUCCAUGCAUGUUAAUUCAAGACACCUUUUAUGGUCAGAGGAUAAUAAGGACAUAGUCACAGAUGACUAUGACCAGUAUCUCAACCGUAGCAAUGAAGGCAUGGACUGCAGGAACACAACAUUAAGUGAUUUUCUUAAGAUUAAUCAGACGGAGAGUAUAAGGAUAGCUGGUGAACUGAAAAGGUGGAUAGGUGGAGGAAAAACUUUAAACUUAACAAAGGCACUGAAAAAACAUAAGGUCUACUUAAAUGAACAGCAUAUUUCAGGAGGAUUUUUGGACAGCUAUGAAUUAUUCAGCAAAUUAAAUCUACACAAUUUAAUCGACAUUCCCAUUACAAGUAAACAAACAAGGAAUGCUAGAGAAAAGUCACGUUUAAGGAAAUUAAGGAGGCAUACAUCGAAAGAUAUAGAUUUCGCUGAUAGUUCAUUAUACUAUGAAAAAUUGUAUAACAAACCUAUUAGAAAAUCGGUGGAUUUUAAUUUGGAUGAUUUUGGUGAAUGGAACGCGUUGCUUCAAGCUCUCCAUAGACGGGAUGACACAUUCUAUAUAGUAGGCGUGGGGAAGGGAGAGCAUUUAUUGUUACCGGCAGUCACUCAUAACGUCACUCGUCCCCCCAAGAUGGCGUUAAUAUUACCCGCACGUUCCGGAAAUGAUUCAUUGAUGAAUGGUCAUGUAACACUCAUGCAGAUUGAUUGUUCAGUCGUCAACACAACCCUAGUCAAACUGAAAUCGGAAGCGUUGCCUGAGAGUUUAAGGAAAGUUAAUUUCGAUGGGAAUCCCUCAAUUGAUACGAAACCAGAAAAUGCAAAAAUACAGAGAUUCAAAGUUGAUACUAGUCAAGAAGAUGUACAUAAUAAUAGUUUAGAUUAUAGAAAACCAUAUUUAAAUGUCGAUAAAAAUGAUUUGUUUACGCAGUAUUUGCUAUCGAAGUCGAACAUAAAAAAUAGUUCUAAUGAAAUAAAAUAUUCGGAAAAAAAUGAUUUUAGAGAUAGUAAGAAAUCUGAUAAUGAAAGAUAA
This is a messenger RNA of Danaus chrysippus (African queen), 2223 nucleotides long. The record is from the annotation of a GenBank genome assembly. NCBI's taxonomy places the organism in Eukaryota, Metazoa, Arthropoda, Insecta, Lepidoptera, Nymphalidae.